GCUAAGGGCAAGGGGCGGGGCGCGCGCGUCGGGAAGAUGGCGCUACGUCUGCUGCGGAGGGCGGCGCGCGGAGCGGCGGCAGCGGCGCCGCUGAGGCUGUUCUGGACCUGGCUCUUAAGAAACUCACAGCUUGGGAGAGCAUCUCUAGCAGCUGAUAUCCCCAGGUUUGGAUAUAGUUCCUCAUCCAGUCACAAGUACGUCCCCCGGAGGGCAGUGCUCUAUGUACCUGGAAAUGAUGAAAAGAAAAUAAAGAAGAUUCCAUCCCUGCAUGUAGAUUGCGCAGUGCUUGACUGUGAGGAUGGUGUGGCUGCAAACAAAAAGAAUGAAGCUCGACUGAGAAUUGUAAAAACUCUUGAGGACUUUGAUCUGGGCUCUACUGAAAAAUGUGUGAGAGUCAACUCAGUUUCCAGCGGUCUGGCGGAAGAAGACCUAGAGACCCUUCUGCAAUCCCGGGUCCUUCCUUCCAGCCUGAUGCUACCAAAGGUGGAGAGUCCUGAAGAAAUCCAAUGGUUUGCAGACAAAUUUUCAUUCCACUUAAAAGGCCGAAAACUUGAACAACCAAUGAAUUUAAUCCCUUUUGUGGAAACUGCAAUGGGUUUGCUCAAUUUUAAGGCAGUGUGUGAAGAAACCCUCAAGAUCGGGCCUCAAGUGGGUCUCUUUCUAGAUGCAGUCGUUUUUGGAGGAGAAGACUUUCGAGCCAGCAUAGGUGCAACAAGUAGCAAAGAAACCCUGGAUAUUCUCUACGCCCGGCAAAAGAUUGUUGUCGUAGCAAAAGCCUUUGGUCUCCAGGCCAUAGAUCUGGUGUACAUUGACUUUCGAGAUGGAGAUGGACUUCUUAGACAGUCGCAAGAAGGAGCCGCGAUGGGCUUCACUGGUAAGCAGGUGAUUCACCCUAACCAAAUUGCUGUGGUCCAGGAGCAGUUUUCUCCUUCCCCUGAAAAAAUGAAGUGGGCUGAAGAACUGAUUGCUGCCUUUACAGAACAUCAACAAUUAGGAAAGGGAGCCUUUACUUUCCAAGGGAGUAUGAUCGACAUGCCGUUACUGAAGCAGGCCCAGAACAUUGUUACGCUUGCCACCUCCAUCAAGGAAAAAUGAUCUGUUCAAUGAAGCUCUCAUCAGGAUGAUCCAGAGAAGCCCUUGGAUGACGCGCCUGAAUUCCAGUCUCCACCCCGGCCCCACAAGCAGCCAGCCCACCCCACACAGAGGGGCCUCCUCAAGGCCUCACUGACAGGCUCUCCUCCUCACCCAGGGAGCCCUACAGACCUGGGGAAAAGCAGGCCCCUCCGCCAGGUCCCUAGCUGGUGUGGAGGCCAGACCAGCUAGGCCUCCCACUGCUGGUCACUCCCAGGCCACAGGUUUCUAGGUCCCAACCACAUGGACUGCUUGCCACGCUCCUGCCCUCAUCCCAAACUGCUUUGUUUAAACAAAACCAUCUUUUUUAGUCUCCCCAAAUAUCCGGUUAUCUUCCUCCUAACCCAGUGGUCCCAAUUAUGGUAGGAUCAUGAGACUAGGUCCUAUGAGAGCCACAAAUCUGGACUGAAGUCCCAUUUCCCGAACAGAGACCCAAAUGAGGAGGGCCCGAAGAGUCCAGUCCUGGUCAGAGACCCAUAGUGCCUUAGUCCUUGAAGGACAAAACUCCAGGAAGAAGAUGCUGGAAGGCAAAGGGUGUUCCCCCUCUUUCCCCACCUGAAUCUCUAUAGUGCCAUGGGUGGGGCAAGGUACCCUGGGAAUGGUGGGAGAGGAGCUGAGGACCCAGAGUGUGAGUCAUCUCCACUGGGCACGCCAGGCACCCCGACAUGGGGAAAUGAGGGCUGCCCGACUCCUGACUCCUGAACCAGGCAUGGGCGACAGGAAGAGGACCUUGCGGCUAAUCUGAUUAAUUAGAAAGCAUACCUGUUUAUGUUUUGUGUAGCUCCUCACAAGCUGCUUAGCCAUAUCACCCCCGUUAUUAAUUCUUGGGCUCUAAAUUAUGGGUAACACUAUUAAAACAUUAUCAGAACUAAUGAGAAACAAUUACUUAGAAAAUGAGCCAGGACAAGAUUGAGCUGAGAACAUCAGUGGUGAUCACUGUGGAUUAGUUUAAUAAAUCAUCAGGUGCAAGGCAAGACUGACUGGAUGUAUGCAAAGCCCCGUCACGGGAAAAUGAAAUUGAGAUUUUUUUUGCAUAAUUUUUUCAUUAAUCUCAAUAGGACCCGUGUGGUGUAGAUUGCUUUAUUCCCCUAAUACCUUGCCUGAGGGGGGGUGCCCAAUAAUGUCUUCAUUGUUUUACUGAGGUCUUAAUGACAAUCUGUGACAACCUCAUUUUAAUGUAUAGAGGAUUAUAUCAAUACAGUCAUGUUUUAUUGAAAUGGUGAAGGGAACUCCAGUCAGAGUCGGGCACUGUCCAUGAGCACAAGUUCGGAAGUUUCUCGGCAUCCGGGAGCCUUCCUGUCUGAUGUCCCAGUGUUAGUCCACCGGCCGCCCUCCCCUCCUCUCCUGGGAUGAAGACUUUACCGCCUCCAAUUUGAAUUUGAAAGUAACUCCUUCCCUGGCAUAUUUUGCUGCGCAGAUAGAACAAACCAUGUUGUUUUCCCUUCCCUCGUCUCUAAAAUAGACAUGUUAUUAUUCACACUUUUGUACCCAGUCGUUUUGCGGGAGUUCGGGAAACUGACUUGGUUCGUUGGGGACACUGUCAUUUUCUUAUGACGCCAUGAGGAGAAAAAAUAAUACAUGGUUUUGUUUAUUUUAAUCUGAAGGAUUAAAUCUGCUUUUAUGAUUUCAGUUUACCUUGGAAAACUGAAUCUUCCAUGUUUUAUUUCUUUCCUGUAGUAUUAGAAAAGCAAUGAAUGGCACAAAACAGGUUCUGAGACGGCCCGCAGGCUCCGAGCUCGUGGACGCGGCCGGAGGUCGGGUCUGACUCGCGGAGCCCCCACCAGGUUUCCCCGCGCAUCUUCGGGGGAAGUGGGGGAGGCAGACCCAGCAUUUAGGCGUGAAAGUCUUCGCCUUUCUCUCCGCGAUGUAUUUCCCACCGGCGGAACGGGACAGCCGAGCGCGGCCCCCACAGAACAUCAGUGACUUUUCCAGACCCCGCUUGGCAUCCGCGAGUCCGCGCGUGGGACCUGGCAGCUCCGCGCCAGCCGGUUUUGGGGUUGGCAGUAUUCGCUCGUUUAAAUUCCAGUUGUUAUUUGGCAGUUUAUCGCCUUUGGAAUCCAUGAGAAUUGCCAGCAAUGGAAAGAGUGACCUGCGGGAAGGGGCCGAAGCCAUGGUGAGCGCCCGGGUUCCGCCAAGCGCGCUGCAGCCUGCGGGGCGAGUUGUCUUUCGACAAAAUCUUUUGGGACUUCUUUGUCCCUCACGCCCUUCCUUUUAAAUGAUUUUUAUUUUUAUUUUUCCACUUUAAGUGACCGGCUGGGUUUUACUUUUGCUUUUUCCGACGGGAAGGGCACAGCAAACCGGAGUAGGCAGCUCCGCGGGCAGGAGGAGCGCUGGGUACACGCAGACUCCGAGCCCUGCGGAGCCCCGAGGCCGCCUCUUCUGCACCCCGCGUGCGUGCGGAGCCAGGGCCGGGCCGAGGGGGAGUGUGGUGGCCCAGGAGGCCGGGACUGUGGGCCCCACUCGCCCGCCUGCCGCGGGCCGCCCGGAGCCCGCGCGCCUGUCGCGCAGCCCGGCUGUAAUGGUGGCAGAUCAAAGGCGGCCCCAUGUCCCCGCGGAGCCCGGGACCAUCCCGCGCCUUUGUGCGCUGUUGCUAGGAGCCCGAGAAACUAAGAGAAAGUGUCAGGAGCAUGUUAAUCAGACUCGUUACACUGUAACAAUAACGUCUCUCUCGGGUCUCCCAGGCCCCAGCACCCCCGCGCACCCCGCGCGCAGGCCGGACACCUGCGCGGGGCCCUCGCGCCUGCCCUGGGGUCCUGCCGGCCCCGGGGUCCCUGCAGCCCCGAAUCCAAGCCGGGGCCAUGCGCAAUGACGAGCCCGGAGGGGCCCCAAAGGCACCCAGUGCAGCAGCUCCCUGGCUGAGGUCUCCUUGACCAAAGCCCCGGCCUCACCCCGCCGGGCCGCGAGCUGGAGGGAUGCAGAGAUGAUCCCGGUCCCCUGCUUUUCAGUCCUCCGGAAUCGCCCAUGUUGUUCAAUCGCAGUAUUCGAAUCAAGAGAAAAAUGAACAUUCCCUUUCUGGUAGCUUUUUGGUUAUGAGUUUUUGCAAAACUGUUAAGUCAACUUUGCUGAUUUCCCUUGGGAAUCCCUGGAGGCUACUCUAAUUGGUAAACCCAAGUUUAAGAAGGAAGGGGGGAAACAUUGCUGAGAGUAAAAAUGUCCCCCAACUUUUUCAAGAGAAUUGCUUUAUUCAUUCAUUAAGUCAUUCAACAAACACCUGUUGAACCCGACUGGGUGCCAGAGGGGCCAGUCUCAAAGUCACAGGACUUACUCCAGAUGAACUUUUCUUUUGAAAUUAGAACGCCCUUGGGGAAGUCAGAGGAGGAGCAGGGGCCUAAAAUAAUGUCAAGUGUCAAAGCAAAAAGAAAGGCCAUUGGCGAUUACAGUGUGUGGUGAUAACAAGAGAGGAGCGAAUUAGGAAUUUAAAACAUUUGAAAAACU
This is a messenger RNA of Callithrix jacchus (white-tufted-ear marmoset), 4566 nucleotides long. It is a transcript of the gene CLYBL, whose product is annotated as citramalyl-CoA lyase. The record is from RefSeq and is a predicted model, not a curated record. Gene Ontology annotation, molecular function: (S)-citramalyl-CoA lyase activity. Gene Ontology annotation, biological process: regulation of cobalamin catabolic process. NCBI's taxonomy places the organism in Eukaryota, Metazoa, Chordata, Mammalia, Primates, Cebidae.